This is a messenger RNA of Phyllostomus discolor (pale spear-nosed bat), 821 nucleotides long. It is a transcript of the gene CCL17, whose product is annotated as C-C motif chemokine ligand 17. Gene Ontology annotation, molecular function: chemokine activity; CCR chemokine receptor binding. Gene Ontology annotation, cellular component: extracellular region. Bases 347 to 634 code for a protein of 95 amino acids. The record is from RefSeq and is a predicted model, not a curated record. Gene Ontology annotation, biological process: neutrophil chemotaxis; chemokine-mediated signaling pathway; immune response. NCBI's taxonomy places the organism in Eukaryota, Metazoa, Chordata, Mammalia, Chiroptera, Phyllostomidae. The transcript is spliced from 3 exons.
GCUUUCUGUGUGCUUCUAAUAGAGGAACCAAGAAAUAGCCCUGCAAAAAGGAGAAGUGCCUUGUUGUCCUGACCCCCGGACACACAUCCCACCCCACCUCUGUCCCCAUUCGGUGGCCCGUUCUGUGGAAAGCCACAAACAUUCCAAACCUGGACUUCCACUGAAUCAUCCCAAAUUCUUCGAACUCCACCGGUCCAGGGAAAGAUGGGAGGAACAGGUGGUGGGAGGCGGAGCCAGAUCCCCAAAGAGGUUAAAUAGGUCACCUCCUCCCCUUGGCUGUCAUCCUGUCUCCCCCGAGCAGAGGGACCCACACACAGAGACCGUCUCCUGGGCCACCGCCAGCACCAUGACCCCAGUGAAGAUGCUGCUCCUGGUCACCCUCCUCCUGGGCGCUGCCCUGCGGGACGCCCGUGCAGCCCGAGGGACCAACGUGGGCAGGGAGUGCUGCCUGGAGUACUUCAAAGGGGCCGUCCCCGUCAAUAAGGUGGCGAAGUGGUACCGGACCUCAGACGAGUGUCCCAAGAACGCCAUCGUGUUUGUGACCCUCCAGGGCAGGUCCAUCUGCAUGAACCCCGACGAAACCAGGGUGAAGAAGGCAAUCAAACAUUUGCGGAAAAAACAGGAAGCCAAGUGAUCCCAGCCCCCAGAAGCCCUGAUUUCUCCCUGGACCAUUUGGAAACUUCCCGUAGCCUUGGUGUGGGCUGCCCCAACCCUCAGCUGCCUCAGUCCAGUGGAGGCCCUUCAGGGACAAAGAAGACCCUUGUCCCCCCUUCUGAACUGGAACCGUGGCAGGAAAGGGCCCCAAUUAAAGUCUGUCUUUC